AUGGAUCCUAAACAGCCAGAGGAGGUGCAGCACUCCGAACAUCGUGAGCUCCCGACCUCUUCUCGCCUCGGCCAGUCUGGCAGCAAAGGAGCGGAUCGAGCGCUGGCCAUCAUUGGCGACCAGAAAGUUGAAGUUACCGAAGAGGAAAAUCGCCGUAUACUUCGAAAAACCGACAGAACCAUCUUGGUCAUCCUCGUAUGGGUUUAUUUCCUCCAGAUCCUCGACAAGUCCGUGCUGGGAUACGGCGCGACAUACGGCCUCAAGGAAGACACGCACCUCAGCCCGGGCCAGUAUUCUCUUUUAAGCUCCAUUGCCCCCAUUGCCCAGCUGAUAUGGCAGCCUUUCUCGUGGGUUCUCAUCGUCAAGGUGCCUCAUCGCAUCUUGAUGCCCGCGCUCUGUCUGGGAUGGGGCAUUGCGCAAACUGCCAUGGCGGCAUGUCAUGAUUUCUCGAGCCUUAUGGCUACACGAUUCUUCCUUGGCUUGUUCGAGGCCGGCUGCUUGCCUCUGUUCAGCGUCAUCACCAGUCAGUGGUAUCGACGAGCUGAGCAGCCCAUUCGUGUCGCAGCGUGGUACGGGACCAAUGGACUGGCGACCAUCUUCGCUGCCGCUGUUUCAUAUGGGCUGGGGCAGAUCAACUCACCACUAUUGAGAGAAUGGCAGAUCAUCUUCCUCUUCGUCGGGCUCUUGACCAUCGUCUCUGUUCCAUUUGCAUAUUGGAAAUUGGACAACGACAUUCCCUCCGCACGAUUCCUGACUGAAGAGGAGAAGCCAAAAGCGUUGGAGCGUCUUCGCGCCAACCAAACAGGCACUGGCACCCGCGAUUUCAAAUGGAACCACGUCAUUGAGGCGGCUCUAGAGCCUAAAACCUAUCUCUGGUUUGGAAUGUCGCUGCUGCUCAACGUGGGAGCAAUCGUUACCGUUACGUUUGGCCCUCUUAUCAUCAACGGUCUCGGCUUCGACAAGUACACAAGCAGUUUACUCAAUAUGCCGUUUGGGGCCCUCCAAGUCAUUGUAGUUCUCAUUUCCAGCCUCUUGGCCAGGAGGGCGAAGUUAAAGGGAGCUGUACUGGCCGUCUUCGUGUUGCCGGUUCUCGCUGGAUUAAUCAUGCUAUACUGCCUUCCCCGAGACAAAUCAAAUCAAGGAGCUUUACUUGCUGGAUACUAUCUCCUGGCGUUCCUCUUUGCCGGCAACCCUCUUAUUGUCUCUUGGAUCGUCGGCAACACUGCUGGAACAACUAAAAAGUCAAUGAUCAUGAGCGUGUACAACGCCGCCAGCUCCGUGGGCAAUAUCAUCGGCCCCAUCCUGUUUAAUGACCGGGAUGCACCUGCCUAUAAACCUGGUUUACGGGCCUGCCUGGGCGUUUUCUCAGCAUUAGUUGGAGUGAUUGUACUGCAGUGGGCCAAUCUAAUUGUUCUCAAUAAGAUGCAGGCCAAGACUCGAGUACGCAACGGAAAGGAAGCAAAAGUUAUUGACCGCUCUAUGCAAAACCAUUAUCGCACAGCCACGCACCGCGAAGAUGGAGUACUUCAGGACGCUGAGGGAGUCAACGAUGAGGAUGAUGCUCUUGGUCGAAACGCUUUCUUGGAUCUCACAGACCGUGAGAAUGAUGAGUUUGUAUAUAUUUACUAA
Molecule: messenger RNA, 1629 nt
Organism: Trichoderma gamsii
Lineage: Eukaryota; Fungi; Ascomycota; Sordariomycetes; Hypocreales; Hypocreaceae
Exons: 2
Coding region: 1-1629 (542 amino acids)
Biological process (GO): transmembrane transport
Cellular component (GO): membrane
Molecular function (GO): transmembrane transporter activity
Source: RefSeq, a predicted model, not a curated record